Populus nigra (black poplar) is the source of this 2429-nucleotide messenger RNA. RefSeq names its product pentatricopeptide repeat-containing protein At1g03540. Gene Ontology annotation, cellular component: intracellular membrane-bounded organelle. Bases 48 to 1868 code for a protein of 606 amino acids. The transcript has a single exon. Gene Ontology annotation, biological process: RNA modification. Gene Ontology annotation, molecular function: RNA binding; protein binding. The record is from RefSeq and is a predicted model, not a curated record. NCBI's taxonomy places the organism in Eukaryota, Viridiplantae, Streptophyta, Magnoliopsida, Malpighiales, Salicaceae.
CUUAACCACCACAUCUCCGAACCGCCAGAAAUGUUCAAAAAUCAGUUAUGAAGCUUCUUCUCUCUAGCCAACGCCAUUACAGCACGCUUGCUUCUCUAAAUCUCAAAACUUUCGAAAAUCCACAAUCGAAAGCAUACAAAAUCAUCCAGUACUGCAAAUCCGGUUCGCUUUUUGAAGCAAUUCACGUCCUAAACUCCAUAGACUGGACAAGACUCUCCAACAAACCAUUCUUUUAUGCUUCUCUCUUGCAAACUUGUACUAAAGCUGUCUCCUUUACUCACGGUAUCCAAUUCCAUUCUCAUGCUAUAAAAUCUGGUCUUGAUACUGAUAGGUUUGUGGGGAAUAGCUUGCUUGCACUUUAUUUCAAGCUGGGCCCUAAUCUUUUUGAGGCAAGAAGGGUUUUUGAUGGGUUGUUUUAUAAAGAUUUGAUUUCUUGGACUUCAAUGAUAACUGGUUAUGUUAAGGUAGAAAAACCAAAGAAGUCUCUUGAAUUAUUUUUGGAAAUGUUGGGUCUUGGUAUUGAGCCAAAUGGGUUCACUUUAUCUGCUGUGAUAAAGGCGUGUUCGGGACUUGGGGACUUAAGGCUUGGUAAAUGCUUUCAUGGGGUUGUUAUGGUUCGUGGGUUUGAUUUGAAUGAUGUUAUUUCUACUGCUUUGAUUGAUAUGUAUGGAAGGAAUUCUGCGGUGGAUGAUGCGAUCCUGGUGUUUGUUGAAUUGCCUCAACCAGAUGCUAUUUGUUGGACCUCGAUCAUUGCAGCUUUUACGAGGAACGAUGUGUAUGAUAAAGCUUUGGGAUUCUUUUAUUCGAUGUGUAGGAAACAUGGGUUGUCGCCUGAUGGGUUUACGUUUGGGACGGUUUUGACUGCUUGUGGUAAUUUAGGGAGGUUGAAGCAAGGUAAAGAAGUGCAUGCUAAGGUGAUUACAUCAGGAUUGAGUGGAAAUGUUUUUGUUGAGAGCAGCCUUGUUGACAUGUAUGGGAAAUGUAGGUUGGUUAACCAAUCUCAAUGUGUUUUUGAUAGAAUGAGUGUAAAGAAUUUGGUUUCUUGGACUGCAUUGUUAGGGGGAUAUUGUCAAAAUGGUGACUUUGAAUCUGUUAUUAAGAUUUUUAGAGAAGGGAAAAAGGUUGAUACCUAUAGUUUUGGAACUGUUCUUCGUGCUUGUGCAGGUUUGGCAGCUGUAAGACAAGGGAAAGAGGUUCACUGCCAGUAUGUGAAAAGGUGUUGUUGGCGAGAUGUGGUCACAGAAUCAGCAUUAGUUGAUCUUUAUGCAAAAUGUGGUUGUAUUGAUUUUGCAUACAGAAUUUUUGUGCGGAUGUCAGUUAGAAAUUUGAUAACUUGGAACUCGAUGAUUUAUGGCUUUGCCCAGAAUGGAAGAGGUGGAGAAGUUUUUCAAUUAUUUGAUGAGAUGAUUGAAGAGGGGAUUAGGCCUGAUUAUAUUAGUUUUGUUGGGGUUCUCUUUGCUUGUAGUCAUGCUGGUUUGGUUGACCAAGGGAAGAAAUAUUUUGCCGCAAUGACUGAGGUAUAUGAAAUUAAACCAGGAAUUGAGCAUUACAAUUGCAUGAUUGAUCUUCUAGGCCGUGCUGGUUUGCUAGAAGAAGCAGAAAAAUUGAUAGAGUACGCAAAUUGCAGAGAUGAGCCAUCUCUUUGGACAGUUCUUCUUGGUGCUUGUGCAGCCAGUCCACACUCUGCUACUGCAGAGCGCAUUGCAAAGAAAGCAAUGGAAUUGAAACCUGACCACCACCUCAGCUAUGUAUAUUUAGCUAAUGUCUAUAGAGCAGUUGGCCGAUGGGAUGAUGCUGUUAAAAUUCGGAAUUUAAUGACGAAGAGAGGUGUUGGCAAAAUGCCAGGCACAAGUUGGAUCGAGACUUAAACAGUAAUAUUUGUUAAUAUCUAGAUAACAGUCUCAGGUGAAAAGAAUCUUCUAUGUAUAUCAUCUUAGCAAUUUUGAAGGCUGAAGAAAAGCUUGAAGUUCUCAAGAUAUCCAGAAUCACAGAAGACAUGCAGGUCCAAAAAUCAAGAGCGAUGAAACCAGAUGCAGACUACGGACACCGAUUUUUCUGCAAUAGCUGUCCUUGACCACCGAAUUGGAACGCUUCCAGUCAUUUGGCAUACUAGAAGAUUUCCUGUCAAUGUCUUGGUUAAAAUGAGUACUCGGAAAGUUGUCAGCACAGAAUCUCCUGCAAUGAGAUGAGAAGACACCAAAAUUUUGUUCAUGGGAACUUCUCAACCUAAACGAAAACUUCCUCUGCUGUCAUGCCCUUUUUGUAAUACAAUCACCAUCAGGAAUUAAACAAAUGACACCAAGUUAUUUUCCAUGUUUAAUUCCUGGGAGCCAUUAUGACAACCAAGUCCUGUAAAUUUCUUCUUUUUUUUUUAUCUCCGAGAAAUACAAUUGAAUAAAAAAGGUGUGCGGUCUUUGCACUUAAUUGAA